Trichophyton benhamiae CBS 112371 is the source of this 378-nucleotide messenger RNA. RefSeq lists its product as uncharacterized. The transcript has a single exon. The record is from RefSeq and is a predicted model, not a curated record. The coding region runs from base 1 to 378 and encodes 125 amino acids. NCBI's taxonomy places the organism in Eukaryota, Fungi, Ascomycota, Eurotiomycetes, Onygenales, Arthrodermataceae.
AUGUUUAAUCACCUUGAAUCCGGAAACUGCCCAUCGGGAAUUGAGCAUGAUGAUAUACUAGAACUUGCAGCGAAUUUUGUUCGGUCAUACAAGCCUGAAAAGGACUACAUAUUCUUCUGCUAUGGAUGCCAAAAGCCUUUUCGACGAAUGUGUGAUCUCUUGCAGCACUCGGAAACUAGCUCCUGCAACGAAGGGUACUGGAGGGGGUCUGGACAUCUCGGCUCGAUGGUCACGUAUAUUGCAACCUGCAUUCCAGAUUACAUACCAGACCCGGAUGAUAAUGAUGAUAAUAAUGAAGGAACUCAAGGCAAAGGCAAUGAUACAACUCCUUAUCCAGAAAUCAGCAUCCCAAAAAUCGUCAUUACAGGACCAACAUGA